GGGAAGUUUUAUCACACGCGAAUUGAAGCCAUUUAUAUCAAUAACAAAUGAAAUAUCGAAGUGUAAUCUUGAUGGAAGUACAGAUAUUUAAUGCUUUGUGACACAGCUUACUCCUACAAUCAGAACAGGAGGACCAUGAGAAUCUUUUAACGCUCCCCUGACAUACUGUAAAACAGUGGAACAAGUUUUGGGAUCCCGGCAAUAGAAAGCAAUAGAAUGUGAAAAAUAUGUAAACAUGAUGUUUGAUGCCGAAUACAUCAGACGUUAAGCCAUGGAGUGUAAGCCGGGGCAUGUCGCUAUCACGAGGCAUUGUGUAAACCGAGGCAUGUCGCUAUCACGAGGCAUUGUGUAAACCUGGCAUGUCGCUAUCACGAGGCAUUGUGUAAACCGGGGCAUGUGGCUAUCACGAGGCAUUGUGUAAACCGGGGCAUGUGGCUAUCACGAGGCAUUGUGUAAACUGGGGCAUGUCGCUAUCACGAGGCAUUGUCAGAUGGAAGUUAACACUUGCUCAACUCAUCUCCAAAAUUGUGUGCACAGUGGAAAAAUGUUCACGUAAGUUAUCACAGUGACAUUGAUCAUAAAAUUAAAAGAGGGUCAUGAUGUCUUUAAAUUGUAUCACUUAGUGAAAUAUAAAAUCUUUGCAAGUAAUACUAUAUUACGAAAGUGAUCUCUGUGACCAUGACCUAUGUUAUACUUAAUAUAAAAUCACGAUGGAUCUUGUCUUCAUAAAAACCAAACAUCGUUGAAAAUAUGCUCUUCGUUGGAAUGGCCUCGAUGUUUAAUGAAAAUAUUUUUUUGCAUAAGUAAUUCAUAUGAUCUGACAUUGGACCUACCUUUGAACGUUAUGUUAAAGCGUCAGACGGAGUUAUAUUUCAUUCAUGUAUUUCUCCAAUGUAUAAGUACAUCAACUUUCACUUCUGGAUCUAUAGACAACUAUUGUUUAAGUGUCAAAUGUUAAAACUAUAACUAGCAAUGUUUCAUUUGCAAAUAAGAUGUUAUGAAAGAACAACGAGGUCACAGGUUAUACUUUUAACAUCAAAAGAAACCAUGAGCAUACGUUUUUACAUCAUGCUAAAAACAAAACAGUUAACAAACCAUAUAGCACUAAACGAAAACUACUGACAAAGAUUGCAAAAAAACGCCUGUGGAAUACGUAGGUGAAGUGUACUGGUUAUGUCUGUAACCAUGCACCUUCAUCACUUGUUGCGGCGAUGUCAUAAACGGAUUUGUAAAGGCAGACAACAGCGAUGGGGUACUGGCUGUCAUGGGAACUUUCCAGAAAUACGGCGUCGACAGCAAGGACGUUGUGAGAUGUGAAGAUUAUUGAUUUUCGCGGUGUGUGUCUGGAUGGCGAUGGGUCAGGUACCUAGCACCACGCCACCACCCUACAUUUACCCCAGAUGCGCGCCCAGGAACACCACCAUCCUAGCACCUUAUUUGCAAAGUAACGGCACCGUACUACCAGCCGUGCCAACGUUCCCUGAUACGUUCCAAGUGCGAGUGGAAGCGAACAUUCUUGAAAUGAAUAAGACGAUCGUGGGAGAGGAAUUCCACGACAUGAACAAGCGCGCCGCAUUGAGGACCAUCACGAACAAUUCAGAGAACUAUAUGAUCUUAGACUACUACAACGGUCAGCUGUUCUAUGACGUCAACGGUGUCUGCUAUGCCACGGAUCUGAAGUAUGACGACAAUCAACUGUUGUUUGGAAUGCAAAUGACCGGCGCUGGUAUUCCCCAUUUCUACAGCACGGCGCAGGCACUGCAGUUCGCAAAGGCCAAUGGAAUGAUGUACAUGGGCCGUCAGGAGAUCCGAGGCAUCCUGUGUGCCUGGUGGCGCUCGUGUAUGUACUGGGACAUUCUGGCCUCCAACUUUACCCUCGACUUCUUCUUCACAGCUCAGGACAGCAGUUUCACAUGGGUUGGACCUGACAACGAGAACGUGGUUCCCAUCCGCGCCGAAAUUCACGGGACCCAGUACAUCCCCCAGGUGGACGGGUCUAACUCCAAAAAUUUCCAUCACAUAUACGAAUACUUCGACUUCCGCAACGCAAUCUGGGCUCCCGACGACAAGUUUUGGCCGCCUCAAGGCGUGAUGUGCUCUGGCCGUAGAGACCCGAAGCCUGUGCCGCAGCUGACUUCGCAGUAUUCGUACCUAUUGGAGAUCGUCGACUCCGUCAAUGCAGCGGUCUCACGUGCGGAUAUUUAUUACGACUUCUCGUACCAGCUGGUCAGGUUCGACUACCGGCCGAGUAGCGCUGGGUACCCGUAUUACACGACCAACCCCGUCACCCAGAUACACGACUAUAGCACUGGUUUCGCCUACGCUAUCGACAAGACUCAAGGCAACUGCUCCGUGAGACCAAUCCAGAACGCAAGUUUUUACGCCUCCGUCACCCAGAGGCCCGACACGCAGUUCUACAUCCAUAUGAAGGCUGCAUCCCAGCUCCUCUACCUAGAUAACACGACAUAUUCGUAUGAGGGACAGCGCACUGUUCGAGAAAUGCUUUGUGACGUGUAUAUCUCCAAGCAGACGGACUUCACACUUCCCAACAUCUCCAUAAAUUUCACGUCGAUCUUCGAAUUCUACUUAUGGUCUGAUUCAACGAUCAACCUGACCACACCCGUACAGCUGGUCAUUACGACACCCGACAUCGUAGGUUAUCGAGAAACGUACAAUAUCUACAACUGGGUGCCAGAGGACCCUACCUACAACAGGUUCGACGUCACCAUCUGCUAUGACGAUAACUCACAGAAAUCUUUCACCAUGGAGUGGCCGGGAAGCUGGGAAUCAAAUAUCGCUCAGUACCAAAACCAGUUUGUGCGCGCGGUGACGCAGACGAUCUCGCGCCUGACGCACGUGCAACCCAUCCGCGUACAGACGCCAACGUUCAACUUUGACUCUGCAAACAUCUAUUUUGUGGCCACACUGCUGGAAGCCCCACCGCCCUUGGGUACGGUGGACUAUCAGAGCUUGAACAUUCCCCUGGAUAAGGCGUGGACCACCUUGAAGAAAUCCGUGCUGAUCGGGGACUUUCAAUUCUCACUGCUCAUCAACGGACAGCAAGUGCAGUUCACCGCUGGAAGCAUAAAAGAACAUGAGAAAAAGAACACAAAGACACCAUGCAUCAAUGACCCGCAGAAAUCGUCUGGAUACAGUGUAGGUUCUAUAUUCAGGUUAGCUGUCGGUAUGACAAUACUGGGCAUCAAGUUUUGCCAACUGAUCUAAUUGAGUCUGCGAGCAUAACUAAGUUUUAAACACAUGUCGGAAUGAACUUGUUCAAGACAAUAGUCACAUUAGAUUGUGCAAAUAAAAUUCCAUGAAAAUCGUGGAGAAGCAGUUA
This is a messenger RNA of Dreissena polymorpha, 3340 nucleotides long. RefSeq lists its product as uncharacterized. The transcript is spliced from 16 exons. The record is from RefSeq and is a predicted model, not a curated record. Lineage: Eukaryota; Metazoa; Mollusca; Bivalvia; Myida; Dreissenidae. Bases 1348 to 3225 code for a protein of 625 amino acids.